AAAACAACGUCUUCCCGGUCAUAAUUAGCGCAGCUCCACUGUCCCUGGAAAGCGGUUGCAACCCCCGAAUGGAGUGCAAUCUCCGGGCUGGAAGCGAGCUGCAAACUGGAAGUAUCACACCGACAACGACGACGAAGGGAUACACAUUAAUGCGGAGAAGUGCUACUGCAGUAGCCUGGCUAAUCCUGCAGGUCCUGGGGCCAGGACAGUGUUCCAGCAGGCGCCAAAGGCAGCGCUCGCUCCGCGGCCGUGUCUGGUCGAUUUUCUGGUGAGCCAACAACCAAAAAAGAAAACCAGCAAAAGGAAGCCCGGAAGUAGCAGAAAAACCCUUUUGUUAGCAGGACCAGCUAGAAUUUAAAACUUUUGAGGCUCUUUUUCGACAGAGCUAAACAAUUUCGCGAACAAAUCAUAGGAAAAACCAUUGAAAACGGCAACAACAGCAACAAUAAGACAACAACAACAACAGUACCUAAAACCCACUAGAUCAAUUUAAGAUGGGCGAGUAUGAGCCGCCGACUUCCUGGCCCCACCGCAUGCCAAGCUUCCAGCGCCGACAGAUGGAUCUUAACCGUCUGGUGAUGAACUACCUAGUCACAGAGGGAUAUCAGGAGGCCGCUAAGCGCUUCAUGGCCGAGGCUAAUGUGGAGCCGGGCCCCCAUAUGGACACCAUAGGCGACCGAAUGCGUAUCCAGGAGGCAGUGCGUGUGGGUCAAGUGAAGUACGCCAUGGACCUGGCCAGUCGCAUCUAUCCCUGCAUCUUUGAGACGGAAAACUAUGUAUACUUUCACAUGCAGCAGUUGCGUCUGAUCGAGAUGAUCAGGGAUCAGAAGGUGACCAAGGCCCUGAGCUUUGCCCAGAGCCCCGCCUCCGGCUUUGCUCAGGUUGAUCCCGACCGUAGGCGAGAGUUGGAGCGAACCAUGGGUCUCCUAGCCUUUGAUCGACCGGAGCAUAGUCCCUUUGGCGAGCUUAUGUUGUACUCCUACCGCCAGAAAGUGGCAGGCGAGAUAAACUCUGCCAUGUUGCGGUGCCAUCAAGCGGCAAGCAGAGGAAAGGACCAUGGACCCAUGGAGCCGCGGAUGAUGUUCCUCAUCAAACUGAUUUUAUGGGCCCAGGCCAAGCUGGAGAAGGAGGGCUGCACUGACUUCCAGAAGCUAGAUCUUCAGCAUGCUGACUUUGAGGAGGAGUUCCGAAGGUGCUUCGAGGGUUGGUAAAUAAAUGACGAUAAAUUGAUAGUCCAACGAUCGAACGAAUGUCGUCUACUGCGAAUUUUAAGAUGUAAUUGUAUUUUUUUUUUAGCAAAUACAACU
Messenger RNA from Drosophila kikkawai, 1307 nucleotides. RefSeq names its product glucose-induced degradation protein 8 homolog. Gene Ontology annotation, biological process: proteasome-mediated ubiquitin-dependent protein catabolic process. Gene Ontology annotation, cellular component: nucleus; cytoplasm. The record is from RefSeq and is a predicted model, not a curated record. Lineage: Eukaryota; Metazoa; Arthropoda; Insecta; Diptera; Drosophilidae. Gene Ontology annotation, molecular function: protein binding.